Hippoglossus stenolepis (Pacific halibut) is the source of this 5361-nucleotide messenger RNA. RefSeq names its product HHIP-like protein 1. Lineage: Eukaryota; Metazoa; Chordata; Actinopteri; Pleuronectiformes; Pleuronectidae. The transcript is spliced from 14 exons. The record is from RefSeq and is a predicted model, not a curated record. Gene Ontology annotation, cellular component: membrane. Bases 905 to 3925 code for a protein of 1006 amino acids.
GGAGAGUUGAAGAGCAAAGGAAAGGAAGAGCGAGGAGGUGGAGGAAAGAAGCGAGGAGGGAGGGAUCUGAGCUGAGGCUGCAGCGUGGCUCUGUGUCUGAAUGAAAGAACCUCUCUCUCUUUCUCUCUCUCUGCUGCUGUCUGUCUGUAUGCAUGGCUUAUAUCCGCUGCAGCAAGUGAGCACAUGUCUAGAGCAAACAUAGCGGGACUCUCAGAGUGACUCCAAGCCGGAGGUAAAUAUUUUGCAGAAGCUGCAGCUAAAGGUGUAAUCUUUAACGCUUUUUGAAUUUCGUCAUAUAAGAAGCUGGAUUACUUCUUAGAAAUUUGACUGCUGCUUUUUUUUCCCGGAUGAUUUUUUUUUCGCAUCUACAAAACUUCAAGGAAGAUUUGAAAACCGGUUUUCCUUUGGGGAAAUUGCCCCGUGAUCCACGAUACCUGGGGACUCGGGUUCUUCUUCAACAUACUGCACAUCUCCUCACCGUCAGAAGGAUUCACUGGACCAGGAUCAGUUUCACCUUAUUUACACAACAUCACAGAGGCAGAGGUUCCUUUAAGCAGCGCAAUCCUGAGUUGCUUUGUUGGUCUGUAGCCAAGUUGCAGGCAGGUGUGAUGCUGGGUCAGAGUGUUUGAUGCACACAUUCACACACACACACACACAUGCACAUGGCUGCCAUUAACUACAGAGACCAGGACAUCAGAUGAGGACACUAGACACUAAAAUAUAACAGGGAUUUUAACUUUGAGAUUCAAACCCGUGCUUGACAGAUGCUGGUGGAGAUGUAACAUGUUUUUCUUCCUUCUUCUAACCCAUCAUACUGAACUAUCACACACAAGCUGCCUUGAUUAACUACAUUACUGGAUCAAGAGCCACACUAGCCUAAACUGAAAGACAGCAUCUCUACACUAUGACCACGAGGACCUGUAAUCCGCCCCCCCAGUGCAUCCUGUCGCACACCCUCUUUCCCCACCUACUUCUGUCUGCGCUGCUGUUGCUCCUCCAGCCCUGGUGGGGGAGCUGUCACCCCCAGUGUUUAGACUACAAGCCUCCGUUCGAGCCCCGGCUGCCAUUGGUCCUCUGCAAGGAGUACUCCAAGUUCGGAUGCUGUGAUGUGGAGAGGGAUGGGGAGAUAUCAGUGAAGUUUUACAGCAUUAUGGAGAACUUUGACCAUUCGGGCUUCGUCACCUGCGGCAAGUACAUACGCAGCAUCCUCUGCCAGGAGUGUUCUCCAUACGCCGCCCAUCUGUUUGAUGCCGAAGAUGCCAACACGCCUAUGCGGAUGUUGCCUGGUUUGUGUGGUGAUUACUGCUCCGACUACUGGCACCAGUGUCGCUACACACUCAGUCUCCUCUUGGAGGACCUCGGGUCCCCUUAUGAGUUUGCAAACCUGACUGCAACGAUAGAAGAGGAUCGCAGAAAGUUCUGCAACUAUCUGGAGCUGAAGGACAAACAGUACUGUUAUCCAAAUGUGCUGACGAAUGCAGAGCUAAAUGCUCAACUUGGCUUGGUACGUGAGGAUCCUAAAGGUUGUCUGGAGCUGUGUUUACAGGAAGUCGCCAAUGGGCUGCGUAACCCCGUGGCCAUGAUUCACGCAAAUGAUGGGACUCAUCGCUUCUUCGUGGCAGAGCAGCUGGGUUAUGUGUGGGUGUAUUUGGCCAACGGCUCCCGGAUCGACCGACCUUUCCUGAACCUCACGCAGGCAGUCCUCACGUCACCUUGGGCUGGAGACGAGCGAGGGUUCCUCUGCAUCGCCCUGCACCCCAGGUUCACGACCGUCAGAAAAGCCUAUGUGUAUUAUUCUGUGUCGGUGAAGAACGAGGAGAGGAUACGUGUUAGUGAGUUCACCCUAUCAAUUCAUGAUGAAAACCAGCUGGACCACUCCUCCGAGAGAACCAUCCUUGAGGUGGUGGAGCCAGCGUCCAAUCAUAAUGGAGGACAGCUUCUGUUUGACGAUGACGAAUAUCUGUACAUCUUCAUCGGAGAUGGUGGCCGAGCUGGAGACCCCUUUGGAAAGUUUGGCAAUUCACAAAACAAGUCAACACUUCUUGGUAAGGUGCUGCGUAUUGAUGUGGAGAAUAACGACAAUGGUGCUCCGUACAGCAUUCCUCCAGACAACCCGUUCCUGAGGGAGAUUGAAGCACGACCUGAGAUUUAUGCCUAUGGAGUGCGCAACAUGUGGCGUUGCUCCAUUGACCGCGGUGACCCCUUCACAGGGCGAGGCAGAGGCAGGAUGUUUUGUGGUGACGUGGGCCAGAACAAAUACGAGGAGGUGGAUCUCAUUGUUAAAGGAGGCAACUACGGAUGGAGGGCCAAAGAGGGCUUCAGCUGCUACGAUCGCAAACUCUGCCAGAACUCAUCUCUGGAUGACAUCUUGCCGAUCUUUGCCUACCCCCACAAGUUGGGAAAAUCAGUGACAGGAGGAUACAUCUACAGAGGCUGCCAGAUGCCCAACCUCAACGGACUCUACUUCUUUGGGGAUUUCAUGAGCGGGCGGCUGAUGUCUUUGAAGGAGAACGUCACCACCAGUGAAUGGCACUACAAUGAGAUCUGUAUGGGAACAGACCAGACCUGCAGAUUCCCCAAACUCAUCAACAGUUAUUAUAAAUACAUCAUCUCUUUUGCGGAGGAUGAGGCAGGUGAGCUGUAUUUCUUAGCCACAGGGGCCGCGAGUGCCAGAGCCAGAGCAGGCGUCAUCUAUAAGAUAGUGGACCCUUCCAGACGAGCCCCACCAGGAAAGUGCAGAAUCAAGCCUUCACAUGUCAACAUUAAGGGCAAACUGAUUCACUUCCACCCCAAAGAAGAGUUUGUAAUCAACAAGAAACCAACCACGACACCUUUUCCCACGACAACCACACGAAAACCUACAACAACGACCAAAAAGUCACCAAGAAAACCCAUAAUAAUCAUAAAACCACCAAUGCCAACCAGAAAAACUAUAAGAAAAAUGCAGCCACCGCCAACAACAGCGUCACCAAGAAAAAUGACACCGCAGACUACGAGAAAAACAACAACGAGAAGGGCAACAUUACCAACAACAUCAAAUAUAAAAGCAACAACAAUAAAAACAACCUCAGCCACGACAAUAAAAUCAACAACCUCACCCACAACUGUCCAGAUGGCCACGGAAACAAGUCCCACCACAACCACACCCACUGGUUAUCGCACAACCGUCAUGACUGCAGUCUCCUCUAGGAUUACUCAAACCCCAAUCAUCACCACACGUCCAACAAGGAGACAUGAGAGACCCCUUCAGUAUCCCCCUAGUACCACAUCCCAACCUUUAACCUCACCAAAGCUUCCUCCUUCUCCAUCCGCAACAUCCUUGAAACGAUCUGAGAUGGCUCUGACCUCUACGCGUUACCCUGAGCACCCCAGAGCGUGGACCACACCUCGUCCAACGUACUGGAGCCAGAAACCCACCGUGUCUUCCUACAAUCCCCAGAGACCACCAGUCAACGGCACGCUGCCUAAAGCUCAAGAGGAGGAGCGUUGGCCCGGAGAGAAGCAGGAAAGUGCUGUGGAGGGGAACCAAGUGUAUAAGAGGCCCAGAGGAAGAGGUAGAGGUCAAAUCUUCAAAAGAGGAAGAGGAGGGAGAAGGCUGAGGCCUGGCUCAUUGCGACUGGUGAGCACUGACGGUUUAUUGGAUCGAGGCAGAGUGGAGAUCUUUAUCCGAGGAGAGUGGGGGACAGUGUGCGAUGACCUUUUCACAACCAAGUCGGGCACAGUGGUGUGUCGACAGCUCGGCUUCACGACGGUGCUGGCAGUGAUGAAGAGGGCUGCGCUGGGGGAGGCUGACAGCAGCGUCAGGAUCUUUCUGGACGACGUGGAGUGUGAAGGCGGGGAGAGAUCGCUGCUGGAGUGCAAGAGAUCCAGGGUUGGGAAACACAACUGUUCACAUGGGGAAGAUGUGGGUGUGAUCUGCGGUUAGGAAUGCGGGGGGGACGGACGUAGAAAAGCAUAGGAAUGAAAGGAGGAGACAGUAUGUAUGGUACUUUCACACACAGGACAGGAUCAGGAGGAGGCAAGCAAAGAAGAAGAAGGAUUUGACAGACUUCACAUUUUAAAGCAUAGCACAAAAAAGCACAAAAAAUUCUAUAAAUUGUAUUUUUCUAUUUUCCUGUUUUCCAUAUCGAUGUUAAAAUGCUUUAGUCCUCGCCCACUGCUGAAUUCUCAAUUGUCCUUAUGCAUGAACAUUAAGUUCUAUCUAUGGAUUUCUAACAAAAAACAGAGGAGUGUGGGGGAGGUGCAUGUCCCUACCUGAGGCCUUUUGUUGGCUUGGUCCGAUCCUAUCCUAUCCUUGUCCUCACUGUAAAGAACUAACCAAGAAUAUGCAGUAACACCAUACACUGAUGACUCUAGGUCCUGAAAGUGAAGCCAAUGCAGAAGUGCCUGAAGUACGUAUUACCAGCAGAGCGUGACUCCACUGGUUGCAAAAAGAAGUCUGUUUCACUAGUUUCUAUUCUUCUUCAAUACAGCACGAUGUUCAUUUUAUAAAUCAGGGUCUCAUGGACAAUCAGGAUGCAUUGGGGUGUGGAUGCCAUGUAGUUGAUAGCUAGGACCGUCCAAUGGGUCACAGGUGGGGGAGGGUGUGCAGUGUCCUCUCCGUCAGGCUCAUCCCCCCGCUCCUCUAAACACUGUUACUUAUAAUUUCAAAAAACAAGAUGGCUUUGGACAAAAUGCCAAAUUCAAGGUUUUAAAAACGGCAUUUCAAAAACCAAUGGGUGGUUUCCCACUUGUGUGACACCAAUGAGUGUGUUCCCUGAAAGUGUUGACUUUGAGGCUAGGGAACAUGAACCCUAAUAGUCUCCAUAUCAAUGUCGUCAAGAGUCAAACAACGCUUGUUUCAACAAAUGUCUAAAUCAAUAUCAUUGUGCCACCUUCAGGUGGGACAUGCAUUACAAAAACGGUUCAUAUUCACUGUCAUGGCAAAUAGGAAAAUAUACCAGUACUGUUUUAAAAGAGUCAACAGCUAAUGGGGCCUCCUUGGUGGAUUGUAACAGACAAAACUAUGAAACAGUGUAAUGUUUUUUACUGAACUUUUUAAAGAGAUUUAGCCUCUUUUAAGAGUAAAGCUGUCAAUUUACCUAAAACUGGGAUAGGUUAGUAACGUUGUUUUUGUUCACAUGUUUACAAAAGAAAAGCCACCCCAACCUGUUAAAAUAGUCAACUGUGUUCCGAGAAGAUGUUUGUAUUUUUGUAUUGUAUAAAUUCAGCAGGUCUAUUUUCUUUUAGCAUUGUGAUACUUUUUGAAUGUAGUUUUAAAGUGAACAAAAAAAACUUUUAAAGAGCUUUACGAAGGAAAUGCUGGACAUUGUGUACCAUGAAUGUAAUAAAAUGUUUCCAGUUUUAUACAAAGAGAUUUAA